Patella vulgata (common limpet) is the source of this 4176-nucleotide messenger RNA. Its product is annotated as spindle and centriole-associated protein 1. Gene Ontology annotation, biological process: metaphase chromosome alignment; regulation of centriole replication; mitotic spindle assembly. The record is from RefSeq and is a predicted model, not a curated record. Lineage: Eukaryota; Metazoa; Mollusca; Gastropoda; Patellidae. Gene Ontology annotation, cellular component: centriole; centrosome; spindle. The coding region runs from base 184 to 2712 and encodes 842 amino acids. The transcript is spliced from 18 exons.
GAGGCCAUACGUGACAUUUAUAUUCUCAAAAAGAUAAACAAAAUAAAUACUAUAGACAAGUCUGUACAAGAAAACUCAAACUGACAAUCACAAUGUGAAGAUAGAAUACUGACUACCGAGCUAGGGCCAUGUGGUAUUUCAACUCAUAAAAUAGUGAUUUAUAUCAAUAUAUAUAAUUAAGCCAUGUCAUUCUACAGAGUUGGUUACUCAGGGAUAACUACUAAAAAGAAAAAGGCAUCUGUUAAAAAGAAACCAAAAUGGGAUGAUACUAACCACGAUUUGUCAGCCUAUAAAGCAACUGAUGAAGAAAUAAUGCAGAGAAAGUUAGCUCAUAAAUCCAAGAAUCAUAUGGCAUUUAAGCUUCAACAGAUAAGAAAAGGUGAGACAAAAUGUUCCAGUAAUGGCAGUAAUGCACCAGUAGGUGGACGGAUCACUCAACAGCAAGCUAGACAAUUAGCUAUUAUGAAAGAAAUCUUAUAUGAUCAACGUCAGCUGAAGAAUGUCUUGGAUAAAACAGACAGUAUGAUGGCAGUUGUACAAGAUUUAUUUGGUGAUGAUCCUAAGAAAUAUAAGGGGUUUCCUAAUAUAACAACAGCACCUAAUAAUAUAGCUGCAGGAGAUGCAAAUAGGACAAGUCAAUUGGCACCAGAUAUGCCAGAAAUAUACACACGAAUAGAAGCCUUGAGUGAUUCAGUUAUGAACCCUUCAGCAUUGAAUGAUCUGCCAGAUUCAGAUUCAGAUGAAGAUGGUAAAUCAAACCCUCAUCCCAUUGUUUACCAACCACAGAUGAAUUUGCAAAGAUUUCAACAAUUUAUAGCUAAUGAAGAGAAGAAUCAAACAUUUAGUAGCAUUGGUGGUCAAGCUCAGUUAAGUCACAAUGAGGUUGGUCCUGUCCAAAGUACACAAAUACAAGGAAUGAGUGGAUUUGAAACUCCACCUAAAGAUGGCAAUGAGUCUAUAGGUAUAUUAAGAUCACCUAGAUCAGCUAUAAAUGAUACAAGUAAAGUAAAGAAGAGUAGAAAUCGAGUACCUAGUCAAUCAAUAGAUACAACUACACAAUCAUCAGCUAUGAAUUUAACUGAUAUGAGAAAGGUUUUAGAAAGUUUAGAAGAUGAAAUAGAAGAAUUUGAAAAACAGACGGGCAGAAGACCACCAGCAGAAAAACAACGUGCAAAUACAUUUUCUGGUUAUACAGUGGCAUUAAUAGAUGCAGUGUCUAAAUUAGCUAAAUAUUUAAGAGAGACUGAUAGAAGAUUACAAGCUGAAAUAACUGUUAGAGAACAAUUAACACAAGAUGUCCAUCAGAUGAGAAAUAUUAUAGAUGCUCUCACAUCGGAUAUUAUAGUAUCACAAGAAGAAUAUGGUAAAACACAGACACAGUUUGAAAGAUACAGACAAAAAACGGAACAAGAAUUUGCAGUUAUUAAGGCUGCUUUACAUGGAAUGGGUGUACAGACAAUAAAUGUUAAUAAUAGUAGUGGUGAACCACAAACAACAAUAACACCACCAAAACAUCACCCAGAUGAACAGUUUAAUGAAAUGUAUCAGUAUUUAGAGACAUUUAGGAAUAAUAAUAAUUUGAGUACUGUACAAGGUCCUGCUAUAACAUCUCUACCCAAUCAUACUACUACCACCACCCAGUCUUUACCAAAUCCUGCACUAAAAUCAUCAUUACCAGAUCAUCUACAGGAUCAUGGCGCUGUUCUUCUAUCACCACCAGUAAGGAAAACCAGGGUACAUGAUCAACAGGAACAUAAUAAUUACCAGGAUCAUUCGGAAUCAUUGUUUUCAAGGCGACAGACAUCAUUGAUUGACUUACCAGCUCUAGCCAAUGGUGUAACGACUGCUUCUGAUUAUAUGCCUCCUGUUGGUGCUACAAUAAACGUUCCUCGUCCAAUACCACUUUCUAAACCAAUCACUUCUCAGACUGUAGAAACUUCCCAAGCACAAUACCAACAAGUCAGCAUUCAAGCACAAGAUCAUCUACCUGCUCAAGUAUCUGUAAGUGUUGUACGAAAUCCUGUUUUACAAGGCGGCAUGCCAAAAAAUCCACGAGAAGAUGACAUGAAAUCCCAAAUUGCAGAACUAAAUAAACAACAUGAAGAGGCUCAAAAACGUCUUCAGUUGCUUCUCGUUCAGCAACAACAGCAAAAAUUAUUGAGCGAUCAAGAUAAAAACCAGCAGAAUAGGCUGCAUACACAGGACUCACAAGAUAGGUCACCAUUAAACCAUAUGAGUCAGUCCAUGUUAAAUCAACAAAGACAAUUGAUGCAGCAGCAACAACAAAUUGCUCAGUUAUUAGAGCGCCAGUCACAGAAUUUUGCAAAUCAAAGUAAUCACAAUAGUAAUGGUUCUGAUAGAAGUGAACUGUCUCAGAAUAAGGUCUUACAGCAACAGGAAAAUGUUAUGCAACAUAUGCAGCUACAGAUGCAGAGAAUGCAGCAACAACAAGGAUCUAUGGGCUUCGAUAUACACAGACAGAUGGUUGAUGAUGAAAAUACUGCUGUUACUCCCCCUAGAGAUACUAAUACGCAGAAUGGAGGGCCUUUUUCGCCAGAAAUAUCCCCCAUCUCUCAGUUGUCUGAUAAUCUCUAUGUUCCUUUACAAAACCAACAUCCUUCAAGACAGGCACCAAGAGACAUACAGAUAUCAUUACCUACUGUUGAUUUUGAUUCAACUCUAGGAGAUACACCUUCGCCUCUUAAAAGAUAAACCUCUGUUAUUCACUGCCUGACUCACCACAACUGCUACUGGGAACAUCUGUCACCAAAUAUUAAAAUACACAUAUUGCUAUGUAUUUUAGUUUGAUUAUUUAUGAAUUAUUGUUCUAUAGAGAUGCAUUUAGACAUUACGACACAGUAAUUCAAGUGAACAUUUUCAUCUUUACUCUAAAGUAGGCUAUACUGAAAAUAUAUGUAAAUAUGUAACUAUGGUGUUAUUGGUAGUGUCUGUACAGCUUUAUUAUUACAUACAGCAUUAUAUUAAAUUUGAUUCUGAAGUCCAAGAAAUGUUUCAUUCACAUAUUUUUACAUUUUAGUUAAAGUUGAAUAAGGACUACAUGUAUUUGUGCAUUUUUGAAAAGAAUAUUUGGUGUAACUCGGUUGGUUAACUGUUUAGAAAAUGAGCUUGUGAUUUUGAAUGAAUAUUUAUUUAUAUUUAUUUUUUUCCAAGAAAGAGUUGCAUUUAUUUGAUAUGUGAUGUUCUUUUUUCUGUUUUGAUUUUAAAAAAAAAAAUGUACCACUACUAUUUUGUUUUUUCAUUUUAUGAAAAUUAGUCAACAAUUUUCAUAUGAUUAUGCCAUCGCCCCAGUCCGGCUGACAACAUUUGUUUGUUGACACUCUACAGGUCAUCUGAUUAUGAUAACUUUAAACCCCACCAAUGAAAAUGCCUUGACAUUGGUCAUUCUUGAUACCGCAGGGAAUAUGCUAAACAUUUUGCAACAAGUAUCACGCAUUUAGUAAAUGAGCUAGUCUAGCUUAGCUUUUGGGGUUUAAGGGACAAUCAUGGACAUCCAGCAGGGAUAUCCCCACCACUGAAAAUGUCUUGCAUCGAUUAUUCUUAAAAUGCUAAACAUUUUUCAACAAAUUUCAUACGGUUAGGAAAUGAGCGAGUUUUGAUAUGCUUAUAACCUAUUGUUACACAGUUCGCCGCUCUUCUGGCAAAGCAACGAAUCUGAUAUAUUUAAGUAUUGAGAAUUAUGUGUUUGAAAUUUGCGUUCUGUUGUUAUAUCUGUGGACAUCAAAUAAUAACAUUCAUUUGUGACUUAAUAUUUCAUACAUAUACAUCAGGACACCGAACGCCAUUUACAUCAAUGUUAUUAUUUGAUGGCUACAGAGAUACAACAGAACGCUAAUUUCAAACACAUAAUUCUCAAUACUUAAAUAUAUCAGAUUCAUCGGUUCACCAGAAAUGUGACGAGUUAAUAACAAGCUGGUCUAGCUUAUUUUUGGGGGUCAAAUUAUUUUGCACACCUACCGCAACAGACUCGGCAGUCAUUCGUAUUUUGCGAUAGUGACCCAUAGGAAGCCUAAUGGCAUAGAAAUUGAUUAGCGUUUCAGGUUCGUUAUUACCCAUUGCACAAAUUCACAGCAAGUGCUUUGAAAAACCUUUUCCAGAUGUAUAGACUGCUGACCUAGGAUAAACACUGGAAUGCUUGAUUCCAUCCUCUUGUCAAUU